Messenger RNA from Trichosporon asahii var. asahii CBS 2479, 1239 nucleotides. RefSeq lists its product as uncharacterized. The transcript has a single exon. Bases 1 to 1239 code for a protein of 412 amino acids. NCBI's taxonomy places the organism in Eukaryota, Fungi, Basidiomycota, Tremellomycetes, Trichosporonales, Trichosporonaceae. Gene Ontology annotation, cellular component: membrane. The record is from RefSeq and is a predicted model, not a curated record.
AUGUCCGUCGCGCUCGACCUCCCGGGUGCGCUGCGCACUCUCCCCUCGGCGCUUCUGAACAUGGAGCUCAGCGACCCGCUCCAUCUCCCGCUGCUCAUCGUCUCCUUCGUCUCGGGGACGAGCUACGCCCUCGGUCUCGCGACGGGCAACGUCGGCUGGGUCGACAGGGUGUACACGACGCUGCCGCUCUUCGUGUCCGCCGCGAUCCUGCUCUGGGCGCACACGCACGGCUUUGCAGCGAGCGUGCCCCGCCUCGCGGUCAUUCUCUUCGUGCAGUGUAUCUGGUCCGCGCGGUUGACGUACCACACAGCCCGGCGAGGCCUGUACAAGCUCUCAGGCGAGGACUAUCGCUAUGUCUGGCUGCGGCAGCGCGUGCCCCCCUGGUUCUUCCAGAUGGUGCACCUCUUCGCCGUCGUGCUCCUGCAGCCGAUCCUGAUCGGCGCGCUGUCCUUUCCGCUCGUCGGACUGCUGCGGGAGGAGUCCGAGCUAGCCAAGGGCAAGGCGGGCAUCCCCGCCUGGCUCUUUGGCGGCGGGGACGGAACGGCGCUGCAUGCCGGCGACAUUGCGUUCCUUUUCGUGUCGCUUGCGUGCGUGAUCCUCGAAGCGGCGGCAGACGAGGCCAUGUUCACGUUCCAGGAGGGCAAGCACGCAGCGCUGAAGCAGGAAAAGGCGGCGGUCGUGGACCGCGAGCUGCGCUCGCAGCUGCUCAGCGUCGAAGACAACAGCAACGGGAGCGCCAUCAUCGACACGCCGCAAACAGAGGAGCCCGAGGCCCUCUACACGCCAGCCUACUACCCGGGCUUCCCGACGCGCGGCCUUCAUUCUCUGGUCCGCCACCCGAACUUUCUCGGCGAGCAGCUCUUCCACCUCUCCAUAGGCCUGUGGCCGCUGUGCGCAAACCCGACGCUGUACGCUGCCUCCUGCCUUUUGCCCGCGCUAGCCCUCAGUCUGCUGUUCACGGGCAGCACGCUGCUGACGGAAACCAUCACGGCGAGCAAGUACCCGCUGUACAGGGAGUAUCAGAAGGUGCUGGGCAAGUUUGCGAUCCAGGAGACGCUGCUCAAGCUCGUCUACUUUGAGUUCUUCCGCCAGAAGGACAAGGAACGUAUCGAGGGACUGCUGUAUCCCCGCGAAGUGGCGCAUAUUGGCGUCUUGAGACGGAUCAGCUCCUCGAGCGUCAGUACGGCCUCGUCGAGCUCUAGGAGUUCGGCGGGCAUCUCGCGCUUCAAGGAGGAGUGA